AUCCAUCCACUAUGCAUCUACUAGUCAUGUCUGCUGGGAUACACUACGCAUGCGUAGUUUAAAGUUGCCGUCAUACAACGUAAAAUGCUUAUGUGGCUGCUGAGAUACUUUUGUUUAGCCUGAAAGACAAACAAACUGUUGCAAUGAAACUUAUCAUACUGGUUCUCUUUUGUUUCUGCUGCUCUGUAACAGCAGAAGAAGACGAGAGACUGCCGAAUAAAUGCGAAGUGUGUAAGUUUUUGUCAGUAGAGCUGCAGGAUGCUCUGGAGAAAACUGGUCGCUCCAAAGAAGUCCUGGAGGUCGGAGAAGUGCUGGACACAGGCAAGAGAAAAAGAAAGAUUAAAUACAACACCUCGGAAACUCGGCUGACUGAAGCGGUGGACAACAUAUGUGAACGCAUCCUGCAGUAUAAUGUUCAUGCAGAGAGGCCUGGCAGCCUCCGAUACGCCAAGGGUGCCAGUCAGACCAUGACGACCCUAAAGAACCUGGUCCACAAAGGAGUUAAAGUGGAUUUGGGUCUGCCGUAUGAGCUGUGGGACGAACCCUCUGUAGAGGUGUCACACAUGAAAAAACAGUGUGAGACAAUGCUGGAGCAGUAUGAGGAGGUUGUGGAAGACUGGUACUUCCAUCAUCAGGACAAGAGGCUGGAGAACUUCCUCUGUGAGAACCACGUCCUCAAGACAUCGGAGCAAGAAUGUAUAAAGGAGGCGUUAAAAGGAGACAUGGGGACCAAAGGAGGGGCCAAGGAGGCAGAAGGUGACAGCACAGAAGAGGAGGGAACAAGACAUGAUGCUGGCGAGCUGUGAGGAAAACAUUGUCAAAAAGGGAAAUGCAGAAGACAACACAAUAACCUCAAUUUUAGCUUUUGGCUAUAAACAGCAGAGGAUCUAUGCAUUCUGAAAUCAUUUUAGCUUUUGGCUGGAUGUGACACACGGUCAACCAACAUUUUUUAUUUGGUGCCAAAUCCUGGUUCUAGAGAAUCCAUUGGGAGUUAUGACUUUAACACUACAUUACUGUUAUUAUUUUUUUAAGAAUGUGUCAGCAUUUUAAGUACUGUCGCAACACGCAACAAACAUCUAUUGGAAUUAAGGUUUAAAGCCUUUCCUAUCAAUAUUUGAGACAUUUUCAGUGUUAAAUUAUGUGUACACACUGUUAUAUCUCUCAUUAUGCCAACAUUAUAUGGUACACAUCAGUAUUUUCUAGCCCAAAUUGCAGCCUUUAAAUGCAAUAUGUACAGUUUUUCAUUGUAAAUAAAAUGCUUUUUAUAACACUUGGA
This is a messenger RNA of Perca flavescens (yellow perch), 1276 nucleotides long. It is a transcript of the gene cnpy4, whose product is annotated as canopy FGF signaling regulator 4. The transcript has 6 exons. Bases 144 to 806 code for a protein of 220 amino acids. Lineage: Eukaryota; Metazoa; Chordata; Actinopteri; Perciformes; Percidae. The record is from RefSeq and is a predicted model, not a curated record.